Molecule: messenger RNA, 3890 nt
Organism: Lingula anatina
Lineage: Eukaryota; Metazoa; Brachiopoda; Lingulata; Lingulida; Lingulidae
Product: von Willebrand factor D and EGF domain-containing protein
Biological process (GO): anatomical structure development
Cellular component (GO): extracellular region; cell surface
Molecular function (GO): signaling receptor binding; calcium ion binding
Source: RefSeq, a predicted model, not a curated record
AUGGCCCUAAGAAUAUCACACAGAACUUCAGGCAUCAUAGUGGUAAUCUUCCUGCUGAAUGCCAUUUCUUUACCGACGGAUGCUCAGCAGGAUCCGUGUGUCUUCCCAAACCACUUCCGGCUUCAGGACGAGGAGAGGAAUUAUAACACCACGGCGCGUUCGUCAGGGACGGUGAUCUGUGACGACGGACAGCCUCACGCCUGGUACAGGUUUGUUGGAAAUGCUGGGGAGCGUAUGGCAGACGAGUCCGGCAAGUCAUUCCCGGCGCUCUCCUGCUCAACCGAGUCGCCCAUAUUUUUGGAGGGAAAGCAUCCCAUCGCCGCCACCAUGACACCGGGACAGAUAGUCACCAAGCAUGCAGCGUUCAAGUAUUUUGGUGUGACGUACUACCACCCACUGUCCACCUUAAGUGUGGAAAUUAAGAACUGCGUUGACAACGGGCAUCAGUAUUUCAUCUAUAAGCUCCCAAAGGUUCCAAGUUGUGACAUGGCAUACUGUGGAGAAGGCCAAGGACCGAUUCCUUGUAAAGUGGCUAUUGGGAUAAUAACCAGAAUCUGGGCAUGACGUCAUUUGUCAACUCUAAAAACGACUACUUUGCUGGGGUCAAGAUCUUUAAGAAGGGGACGACAACUGAAGUGACCACAGUCACAUUGGACAAGGCAAAAAUGAAACCAUUCGAAAUCGAGUUGGCGUCAACCAUCCCAAUAACCAAGGCCUUUAACGGGAACCAACUGGGCAAGAUGCCUAUGAAAGUUUCCACUAGCGAGAAGACGCUGAUGCUGCACCAUCGUUGUACAACUGCGUUUCACGAGACGGACUGGAGUGCCCGCCAUAAGAACCACGUGGUGGCCAAACCUCCCCUUGUGAUUUACCCUGUGUAUGACGGUAAGACCAGACUGAUGCCCUCCGCCUGGCCCCCAAGGGAGCUGAGCUUUGACAAGUUGAUGUUCAGGCUCCCCUUUAAUCCCGCCAUUCCGACCAGUGUGUGGGACGGGCUCCAUCUCAAACCAUUGAAGGUCAACGUGAAAGACUCCAGCACCAGGUCUACAAGUGAGUGUUUGUCCAUCAACGACCCUCAUGUAAGAUCCUUCGACCGCAGAUCUUUUGAUAAUCAUGGUAUUGGAGAGUUUAUCAUGGCAAAAUAUGACGGACCCAAUACUUACUUUGAGGUUCGCACUCAACAUUGGCAAUGCUGGCAUUCCUGGGCAAAGUGUAACUGUGGAGUGGCAGUCAGAGAAAACAACGAUAUAUUCGUCAUCAACACGUGCCAAGGUCAAGGUGGGCGAAGGGUCGGGAGAGCGCUGAAUCCCCAGGUGUGGACGCGGUCAGCUGAUAACUGUGGUCACGGUACCGGAUGUCCAGCUCCUGGCGCCGCCAUUCACAGAGACGGGAAUGGGAAAAGCUUCAAGAUCACUCUGCCCUCGGGAGCUUGGGUGCGCGUCGACGCGUGGAAUUGGAUGGGCAUGAACGUGCACGUGCACGCACCAAGCUACUUCAAGAACCAGAUGACAGGCAUGUGCGGUAAUUUUAAUGGCAAUCGAUAUGAUGACCGGUACACUAGCUCGUUCUUCCAGUCACUCAGAGUACCAGGACAAAGCACAUAUUUCCAGGCUAACGUCAAAAUCCCAGAGAUAGUGAAGUCUGCGGGUUCCCAAGGCAACAACUCAGCUUACUGUCACUGUCAGUCUGUAGACAACAACACCAAUACGAACGCGCUAGUGUGUGACUUCAACCGCCACAUUAGUGACAAGGCCAACCUUAAUGGAUAUACAAAAAUUAAUACCCCAAUUCUCACCCGAUAUCCCGCAGUAAAUGGAAAACGCAGCGCCGCAGUGAAUAGUCCGGCAGACGAUGAUGAGAUAGUGGACCUCAGUCUGUAUAGUUAUCCAUUUGAUUAUGCAGAAAAUACGCCAAUAACCGUGCGCACUUUUACUUGGCCCACUCAUGGGGGUCGCACCCAAAAAUAUGCCUCGGACUUGUGCCGCUCUGCUCUACGAAAUUCCUCCGUUUACAGCCUGUGCCAUAAAGUUCCAGAUUUUGACAACUCUUUCAUUUUGUCACAGUGUGUGGCUGACAUACAGAUGCUAGACGAGGAGACGGUGGCCCUGGAGACAGCCAGGGAUACAUUUGAGGCCACAUGUCAGGUCGAGGUAGAAAAGCUUGAAUUCCCCCCUCUGCCCGCCAGUGGGACUCCAGUUGCUGUACCAGCCAACCUACGAGAACUGGCAGCCAUCGUCAACUCAGGAGUCAUCAGCAGUAAAGUGUGCCCUAGCCAGUGUAGUGGUAACGGGGACUGUGUCAACGGGAAGUGUCAAUGUCGACCCCCUUACGUGUCCCAAGAUUGCUCUUUACGGGACUCCCAGCCUCCUGUGGUGUCUGAAAUUCAAGAUGCAGGCAUAUGUGACGUCAGACGCCGGACAUGCAAGAAGCUCCGCCUUGGUGUGUCUAACAUAAUGGAGGGUAAGGACUUCAAGUGCCAGGCAACAGUUGCUAAGAUUGAUCUAUCCACCAGUAUCCGUACCCCAGGCAUGGUCUCAGACACCACUGCAGCUAUGAUUUCCUUCGCAGAAAUGACAUGCGCAUUACCGCCACACUUUGUAAAGAUAUUUGACGGUGUGACGUCAUCACCAGGCACACCUGCCCUCGGUUUCAGUCUUGUCGUCAGCAAUAACGGGAAAGACUAUUCCAACGCCGUGAACGUCACAGUCUAUGACUCCAAGUGUGUCACGUGUACCGGCCAUACCUGUGUCAGAAAGGCUGGCACGUGCGUAAUUAACGGGUACUGCAUUGCGGACGGUGAGAGUCACCCUGGAGAUCCCUGCCAGGAAUGUGACGUGAACUCCAGUACAGACCAAUGGACCAGACGGACAGAUGGGAAGUGCGCCAAGACGUGCAACUGUAAGCCAGGUUUCCAGUGUAACCCCUCCAUGAUCACCUGUGAAGAUAUCAACGAAUGCCAGAACACAAGUAUAUGUGGUCUCUAUGAAGAGUGCCGUAAUACUGAAGGCAGCUUUUAUUGUCAAAAGCGUGCCUCGGGGUGUCCUCAGCACUACUCAAAGUUCGGAAACACUUUCUGUUAUCGCGUGCACCUGUCUAAGUCGACCUUCACCCAGUCACGUGCUACUUGUACCAGCGAGGGGGGUGAUCUGGCCCUGCUCAGCUCCUUGGGAGAUUACAAAGCUUUCACCAGAAAUAUUGCCAAAAAUCAGGGGUUCUUGUGGAUAGGAGUCAUCAUGGACAAACUUGACAACGUUUUCAAAUACGUAGAUGAUUCAGACUAUCCCUCAGUGCUUCCCUGGGCGACCGGGCGUCCGCUCGAUCCCAAGAAAAACCUUGAUUGCGUUGCCAUGGAUACUCAGGACGCAUUCCAGUACGUGGACAAGAGCUGCACAGACACGGCGGGGUUUGUGUGCCAGGCCAAAUGGCAAAAACCAUAACUUUGGUUUCAAAGUCUCUUGCGGUCAGCGCUUCUUUUACAGUGUACCAAAUAAGAAUUUGUAAUACAAGAAGUUAGUAACUUUGACAGAAUGAUGUUUAUUUACUUCUCAAUAUUCGAGGUUGAUUUAGAUAGGAACGACGCUGCCAACUGCGAGGCCAGGCUCUGCGAUAACGAGGGUAUUUGUAUGUGACUCAAUACUGAUGAGCAGUAGUAGUUUACAGUAUUUUAUUGCCCAGUGCAUUGUGUCACCGUUUAUUGACAAUAAAAGUUACGCAUUCUUCAAAAACUGAUAUUGAAGAGCAUACAUGUAGUUGUGAUAUGGUUAUUAUUUAAAAGGACGUAGAUAUUCUUGCUGACAAUAAACAUGCUUAUCUGCCUCAUUACUGUAUCUUAAAUCAACAUUGUUGUAGAUGCGAUACGACACAGUAAUUUGACUUGAUCUUGAUCUCUU